Molecule: messenger RNA, 5910 nt
Organism: Branchiostoma floridae (Florida lancelet)
Lineage: Eukaryota; Metazoa; Chordata; Leptocardii; Amphioxiformes; Branchiostomatidae
Product: synaptic vesicle glycoprotein 2C-like
Exons: 14
Coding region: 956-2926 (656 amino acids)
Biological process (GO): chemical synaptic transmission; transmembrane transport
Cellular component (GO): membrane
Molecular function (GO): transmembrane transporter activity
Source: RefSeq, a predicted model, not a curated record
UGGAGUGUAACACUAUGAUGCAGUUCAGGCCUCGAGCAAGGUAGCUGUGGAGUUACUGAAAUGUCAACCAGGCCCUUCCCUGGUCACGUGACCUGAUCACAUGACCUCAUCACAUCUAUCCCUGCCUCCCAUCCACAUCUGGCCGAGCGACGGACUCCGACAGCCAGCUGGGACGCCGUCCUCACCGAACACACGCACAGGACAUCUGUUCCCGUGGAAAACUCUUCUCUCUUGCAUCUCGUCUACAAGCUUCUGAAUACAAGCCAUUUUGAUGUGACAGAUCUGAUGGGUUCCAUCCUGUGCAGGAAAUAAGGAUCCCAGACUCCCGCAACCAACCGGGUGCCAGUUCUGCCUGGGUUGGAGUAAGACGCAGUGCGAUAACGUCAGGACUUUGAACUGUGAGGUAGGGGACGGAUUACACCAUCAGAAAUUUUGAUCAGAAAAGCAGCCCAGCCUCAAUCACUGCAAUCCUGCCCUUGGAGAAGGUCACAUUGAGAAUUUUUUACCUCCGAUGAAAGGACCUCGUUAGUAGGAUUGCCACAAAUUACAACUGUCGGGAGGAAAGGGGAAUCGUUGCUGUGUUGUAACAGAGCCACAUAUUCGAGACCUCGUCUGUAUGCAACGCUGCAAAGCAUCAUCCUUGAGGAAGGUUACAAUCGGAGAGUGUUAUCUGCCAUCAGCUGUCCGUGAUUGAGAUGCAGCGGGGCAGUCUCUCGUUCUGAGUUGCUGGGAUAUCCUCUCAGUCUGCUCAGGUGAGCAACUGCUGCAUGGAGUCGCCGGCAAAAUUACCGGGCAACAAGAUUUGUGGCUGGCGGGAAUGAGUUUUGGGAUGACAUUACGGAGAGCUGUAAUUCCACUGUGAAUUCAGCGCCCAUUAUUGAGGAACGUCACAUCAAUUAUUCAUUACCCCCACACUCACUGUAGGCAGAGGGUUUCCAAUCCUGACUGAUACAACAUGGAGAACGAGGAAUUCUCAAGAAAGUCUGAAAAGCUGGGCUUGGUGGACCGGGAGGGGAAUCGCUCUUACACUCAGCCGCAGCCUGAACUAGAUGGCGAGCUGAAGAAGGAUCCGGAAAAGGACAUUGAUACGACAAAACCAAUCAAAGCUCCCAAAGAUGUGGUACCGGAUCUCUCCCCCACCACUCAACUUGCACAUGACUAUGAGAAUGCACUGCAGGAGGCAGGCUUUGGCAGGUACCAGUGGACAUUGUUCGCUGCCCUGGGCAUGGGCUUGGCGGCUGACGGAGUAGAAAUAUUUGUGGUGGGAUUCGUUCUGCCCAGUGCAGAGAGGGACCUCUGUCUCUCCGACCAGAGGAAAGGAUGGCUAGGUGGCAUCAUCUUUCUUGGUAUGAUGAUUGGUGCAAUCAUCUGGGGCAGUGUGUCCGACAAGCUGGGGAGGAAAAUAACGCUGCUUAUCGCUCUCGGCACCAACGCGCUCUUCGCUGUGAUCUCAGCGUUCUCCACAGGAUAUGGCUUCUUCAUGUUCUGCCGCUUCUUCAGUGGGAUAGGGAUUGGUGGUUCCAUACCCAUCAUCUUUGCCUACUAUAGCGAGUUCCUCCCCACCAACAAACGUGGCGAGCACCUGAGCUGGCUGUGUCUGUUCUGGAUGGCAGGAGGGGUCUACGCCUCCGGGUUUGCCUGGGCCAUCAUCCCUCAUGCAGGUUGGGCGCUGAGCAUGUCAGGUAUCCACAGCUGGCGUGUGUACGUGUUUGUGUGCUCCAUCCCCUGCAUCCUAUCCUUCAUCUCCCUCUUCUUCAUGCACGAGAGCCCACGCUUCCUUCUGGAGGUCAACCAGCAUGACGAGGCCAUCAAAAUCCUGAAGAAGGUCCACGAUGUCAACCAUCGCUUCCAGGAGGAGCUGGUAUAUCAGGUGACCAAGAUUGACCUGCCACCACCCAAGAAUGAUGAGUCCACGUUUGUGGAGAUCACAGAAGACACGACAACCUCCGCUGGCAGGUGGUUCGUCAGGGUCAAGACGUUCAUCGUCCCUGCCAUGAAGAACAACUUGGAGCUGUUUAAGAAGGACUAUCGCCGUACUACUCUCCUGCUCCUGGCUGUGUGGAUCUCCCUGGCAUUUGGGUACUUCGGACUGAUUGUGUGGUUCCCAGAAAUGAUCAAACAUAUCCAGAUCCAGCGCUACCUCGGAGAGACCGACCAGCUGUUUGACCAAUCCGUGUCCAACGUGAACGUCACCAAGGACUUCCAGAACCGCGCGUACUUCAACAGCAACUUCACCAACGUGUGCUUCGACAACCUGAACAUCAAACACGUGACAUUCUCCAACUGUCUCUUCACAAACUGUUCCUUCAACAAGGUGUCGUCGAGCGAGCUCUUCUUCCGAAACAGCAGAAUCAGCAACACAAUCUUCAACUACACAGACUUCUUCGACUACAAGUUCAUUAACACCGUACUGGACAACUCCUUUUUCUACAACUUGCGGAAAGGCUGUCGUCUGGACUUUGCUGAGAACUACAGCGCGUACUGGAUGUACUUCGUGGCGUUCGUUGGGACGUUAGCCGUGCUGCCAGGCAACAUCUUCUCUGCCCUGAUGAUGGACCGGAUAGGAAGGCUGUACAUGCUGGUUGGGUCGAUGGCGAUCUCCGCAGUCAGCGUGUUCUUCAUCUGGGUGGGGAACUCAGAGUCCAACAUUGUGGGCAUGUCCUGUCUGUUCAACGGAGUCACCAUCAUGGCCUGGAACUCGCUGGACGUCAUCACAACAGAGCUGUACCCCACCGGGAAAAGGUCAACUGCCUUUGGCCUGCUGAAUGCGAUGUCCCGUAUCGGAGCAGUGAUCGCUAACGUGCUGUUCGGCCAGAUGAUUGGCAUCAACAAGGCAGUUCCCAUCCUCCUGACUGCCGCCAUCCUCGGCUCCGGCGCUGGGGCCGCCUGGAAACUACCAGACACGAAAAACGUGGCCCUGACGUGACGUAAUCGUUGCUGCUAGCCGACCGUUUGGCCCUGAGUCUUGCCAAGAAUUAAGAAACGAGUCUUAAAGGAGGAGUGUUAUCUCCAGUGCUCACUGGCUUAUGUCUGUACUUAAGUCACAUUUAUGUUGAAUCACUGUGAUAAAAGAAUUCCCAAGAUUAUCAAAAUUAGAAACAUUUUUGCUAAAAGAGAGGUAUUGUUUAGAUUGCAUGUUUAGGAGAUUAUCACUUCUGACCAUAACAGUCAAUUCUGUUUUGUGAAAGUCAGGUUUCCAUGAAACCCCUUUUGUAACCUCGUAAAGUAGGUUCCAAAGUCAGCUAUGUGAUGUGUUUUUUUCCUUGUGAAGAGGGUUACUCUAGGGUUGACCAAUGGAAAUGCAAGUUUCCAAGAGUGUAACUUAGACUGAACUAGAUUAUUUGAACCAAUGAAUGUGAAGAUGACCAAUCAGGCAAGCCAAAACAAAAAAGUAGGACAAAUGUAUUGUGUAAACUGACUGUUUAUUGGGUGAAGAAAUAUAUACAUAUAUAAAUAGAUAGAUGAGUAGAUAGCUGUAUUGUACAUAAGAAAAGAGCUUAUUAUAUUGGUGCUCUUGAUGAAUAACUUAAGAGAUACAUGUUAGUUUGGGAUGGUGAACAGUCAGUUGUGACAUGGCUUAGACCCGUGCUGGAAAAUGGGGGCAAAGUAAAGCAUUAACAGCUGCACUAGUUGUAGUUCUCAAAAUGGCUCUUUUCCAAUACACAAAGUUCUUAUUUGGACCACCCCCCUGUCGCCACAAAUAAAAUCAUGAACUCUGGUAAAGGUGAAAUUUCUAGAAUACCUUUGAGCAAAUCAGACUCUUCCUUGAGGUGUUGCCAAAAAAAAUCUAGUUGGAGCACUGUCACCAGUCUAAGUUGUGUCACCAUAGAUUGCACAUAUUCUCAAAGUAUGGUGUAUCCUUUCUGACAUGCACUAAGUGAAGAGUUAUAGUCAAGUGUGUCACUGAAAAUAUCAAAAAGUGGUGCUAGCUUAGAUCUGAGAGCUGUGGAAGUCAUCACAUGGUCGUGAAAGCUUGGUACGACUGAAUUCUAAGUGUAUAUAGCUGUUGUAUGUCCACACCCUCGUACAGACUUGUGUGAUAUGCUAACAGAGGUUAUAAAGUGAUGUAUUUAGUGGUUUGGGAAAAGCGUUUUCCCUUGUAGAAAGUUUUAAUCAUUGUCUGUAUUGCUGCGCUGUGAUAGAGUCCUGUAUAUGAUAGACGAAAGUGUUUAUGAUACGCUGUGAAAUUAAGAUGUUCUCUUAAGGGUCCUUGUAUCAAAGUUGUAACUCUGUGAACAAUAUGCAGAAGAUGUUGUUCAUCCUAUUGAAGAUAAAAACAAGAUGGUCGUGGAAGACAUGCAGCUCUAGAAAUCAAAAUGUACAUUCAAAAUCUGCAGCAACAAAGUGUGGGCUGCUAUCUGCCAGAUGUAUUGACUGACCCUGUCAAUCAUGAUUAGCAGUUCAACCAAUCAUAGCAUGGCAAUUAGCGAUUUGACCAAUUAGAGUAGGGCCUUACAGUACUCCAACAUGGCAGUAGGGCCCAGCUAUACUGCUACAUGGCAGUACAGUAUCAUGUUUAAGAUUUGUCUGUAUGGGGUGACAGUAUGUCAUUGCUGAUUCUGUAUGUGACCUUAAAAAACAGCCAUGGGUAAAUAUGCAAAUCAUAUGCAGCUUCUCUUGCAAAUAUUGGUAAAAUGUUGUACUUUGGGAUUGCAAAAGCCAAAAUAACCAGAUCAGAUAUUAAAGAGGACUGUACUGAAAUGUUUGAUAAAUAAAUGUAGUUGCUUGUACUUCAGCAACUAGAGGUGUUCAGGUUUGACUUGAACCCCUUUCUAGAACAUGGUAUCAACCAUGUGUCAGGUAUUUGCUGAGAGCAUUUAAGGCUAACCAAUGUUCAAUGUAGGGGUGCUGGUAUAGAUCAAUCAUUUUCAAUGGUGGCAAAGUUUUCAUUGUGUUCCGUAUUGCUUGAUUUUUAACUAAGAUUUUGCAAUAAAGGUAUUGAAUAAAAGUCUUGAGUGCACCUAUGGGAAAUUUUAACGAGGUUCUCCAAAGGUUUUACAGGCAACCACUGGUACUGGGGCAAUACAUUGUCAUCAAUAUUAUGUAAAGAUGAUUUUUCUUCUGGUACUGGAGAACCAUUUCCAUAGACUGUCUCAAAGAAGUAUUGUAAAGCAAGGAGAACUUUUAAUGAAGCUUGGUGGCACUGUGGUUAAAUGUGAAUCCUAGACUUUAUUUUUCACAGUUACUGUAUUUGCCAAUGGUAUGGUAGUGUAGUGUAUACAUGUACAUGUACAUGCAGCCAUUUCUUUAUCUUCUCUUCAAGUUAUUCUCUGUAUCUCUGUGUUUGAUUUGUGAGGGAAUUCAUUUUGAUGGAAAUAUUUAGCAGUCAAUGAUUCCAGUCAGAGUCAAAGCAUUUGAUGGAAAAGUAGAGUUGUAACAGUUAGUGUGUUGUAACAUGCAGGCAAACAAGUGUGUGUUCCCGAGAAUAAGAAAAGAGCCCAGACUUUAUUGUACAGAACUAGAUGUAAUGUUCAAUAUGGUAACACCGGUGUAUGCAUCAGGUUGUUUUUAUGUUUUGUAGAAUGAUGCUUUGCCCAUAAUUGUGAUUAUAUUGAGAUAAGAUGUGUUUUCACUGGUCAGUGAUAGAAAGAUGCACGAAGCAAUGUGACUUAUAAUGAAAAUGUGCUGCAAAAUGCUUAAUAUUAGCACAGAAGACCUGAAGCUGUAAAAGAAUGUGACAUGAAAAUAUGAAUUUAAAGGAUUGAAUAUUGUUGAUGGAAAGACCAAAGUUGUAAAGCUUUUGUGGUCCGAAAAAAAAUGAAAUCACUUCUUUAGAAUGUAGAUAACAGCAAUUGUACGACAAUGUGUAUGAACUAGACUUCUUGUAUGAUUUGUAGUCACUUCUGUGGGACGUUGUGAGGCCGACGUUUCUGUAUGUGUAGGUGUAACAAUAAAGUAUAGUGAUGUAAA